Rubroshorea leprosula is the source of this 2801-nucleotide messenger RNA. The record is from the annotation of a GenBank genome assembly. NCBI's taxonomy places the organism in Eukaryota, Viridiplantae, Streptophyta, Magnoliopsida, Malvales, Dipterocarpaceae.
UAGUUUUUGAUUAAUUGAAAUAAUUUUCCCAGCCUAAUUCUCUACUUCUUUUCAUUUUUUACUUUUAUUUCUCUAUGGUUUUACAUCAUCAACACAACACUUGAUUUGCCCAUUUUUCUUUCAAACUAGCACAAUGUUGGUUAGCCAAGUGGGUUUUUUAGUCGGCUUGAUGAAUCUAUAUAGCCAAGAGCUUCUCAACUUCUUCUUUAAUCAUGACAGUGACUUUAGCAUGGAAGGCUUAAAUCAUGUCAAGCGGUGAUGACAAAUCAACCACUAGAAGCCACCAUGUGGAUGAAUCCUUCAUGCUCAAAGCAAUGCAACAAAAAUUUCAGAGGCUGAACAUCAUGUUUGGUGAGAUUAAAGACAAAAUGGAGAAGCAAGAUGCAACGAUAGCCAAGUUAUAUCAAACACAUAAUGGAAGUCCGAAUUUGCGUAGGAAUGAUGCUAAUGAUGAUUUCGAUGACGAUUAUAAAGAUGCAUUCAACAAUGACGCCCGGAACUCAAAUUUCAGCAUGGACAGAAUUAUGAGAGGUAGAGGGGGCCAAAGAGAGCAAAAUCUGACAAGGUGGGGAGAUUGGCAAGAUCGUGACUUAGGUAGCAUCAAGAUGAAGAUUCCUCCAUUUCAAGGCAAGAAUGAUCUAGAUGUGUGUUUGGAGUGGGAAAAGAAGGUGGAAUUAGUGUUUGAUUGCCAUAGCUAUUCUGAGGAGAAAAAGAUGAAACUAGCAACGGUGGAAUUUACUGAUUAUGCUGUGGGCCUUACACAAAGGUCCAAAAGUGUUGAGGAUUAUCACAAAGAGAUGGAAAUCGCAAUGGUUAGAGCAAAUGUGGAAGAGGACAGAGAAGCAACUAUGGCACGGGGGCAUGUUGCAUUGCAAUGUCCUAAUAAGCACACGAUGAUCUUGAGAGAAGAUGGAGAAAUUAAAACCGAGGGUGAAUCUGAUGAUGAAUCUAUGCCACCAUUAGAAGAUGCUAAUAAUGGUGUGGAAUAUGCUGUUGAUGGAGAACUGCUCGUCAUCAGGCGAGUUUUGAAUGUGCAAGCCAAAGAAGAUGAUGAAGUACAACGUGACAAUAUAUUUCACACGAGGUGCCAUGUCAAAAACAAGGACUUCAAGGACGUGUUUCCAAAAGACAUCCUUAACUAUUUACCACCAAUAAGAGGAAUUGAGCAUCAGAUUGACUUCAUUCCAGGUGCAAUAAUUCCAAACCGACCAGCAUAUCGAAGCAACCCCAAUGAGACGAAAGAACUUCAAAAGCAGGUUGAAGAACUCAUGAAGAAGGGGCAUGUGAGAGAAAGCAUGAGUCCAUAUGCAGUUCCAGUGCUACUUGUGCCUAAGAAGGAUGGGACUUGGCGUAUGUGCGUUGAUUGUCGCGCUAUCAACAAAAUCACUGUAAAGUAUCGUCACCCUAUUCCUAGAUUAGAUGACAUGUUAGAUGAACUGCAUGCUGAUGGAAUUGCAGUAGAGGAAGAAAAGAUUAAGGCUAUUAAAGAAUGGCCAACACUUAAGAAUAUUUCUGAGGUGCGAAGUUUUCAUGGUUUGGCAAGUUUCUGCCGGAGAUUCAUCAAGAACUUCAGCACAACUGCAGCUCCAUUGAUUGAAAUCGUGAAAAAAAGUGUUAGAUUUAAGUGGGAAAGUGAACAGGAGAAUGCUUUCAAUUUGAUUAAGGAGAAGUUAAUUUCUGCACCAUUACUUGCUUUACCUGAUUUUACUAAAACUUUCGAAAUUGAAUGUGAUGCAUCAGUACUUAACUAUCCUACAUAUGACAAAGAGAUGUAUGCAUUGCACCUCAAGGGACAAGGUAAGUUGAAUAGACGACAUGCUAAGUGGGUGGAAUUCCUUGAGACAUUUCCCUAUAUGUUCAAGUACAUGCAAGGAAAAGAAAACAUUGUGGCUGAUUCAUUAUCUCGUAGGUUCUCGAAGAUGGCACACUUCAUUCCAUGUCAUAAAACUGAUGAUGCAACUAAUAUUGUUGAUCUGUACUUCAAGGAGGUUGUUCGUUUACAUGGUGUUCCAAGGACUAUUGUUUCUGAUCGCGAUGUUAAGUUCUUGAGUUACUUUUGGAAGACCUCAUGGGGAAAGUUGGGAACUAAGCUAUUGUUUUCGACUACUUGUUAUCCACAAACUGAUGGACAAACGGAAGUUGUUAAUAGGACGUUGUCAGCCUUAUUGCGUUCUAUUAUUCAAAAAAACUUGAAGAAUUGGGAAGCAUGUUUGCCGCAUGUUGAAUUUGCUUAUAAUCGGAGCGUCCAUUCAGCAACUAAUUGUUCACCAUUUGAAGUUGUGUAUGGUUUCAAUCCACUCACCCCUUUGGAUUUAUUGCCAUUACCCAUUGAUGAACGAGCUAGUUUGGAUGGGAAAAAGAAAGCUGAAGUGGUUAAGCAACUAUAUGAGAGGCCAAAAGGCGAUGGACCAUUUCAAGUGACUGCAAGGAUAAACAACAACGCAUACAAGUUGGAACUUCCUGGUGACGAUUUGAGGACAAAUCCUUUUGAGGAGAGAGGGAAUGAUGGGAAUCAAGAUGACCCCACAUGUACCAUGUCACGAGAUCCAUUACACAUUCUAGGAGGUCUAGCCACGAGAGCUAAAGCUAGGAAGAUGCAAGAAGCUUUAAAUAGCCUUAUUGAGCAGAUCUGGGUUGAUAACAACAUGCAAGAAGUAAAUCAAAGCUUGGAUGAUUAUCAAGGCGUGAUAAACAUCAUUUAGGUUCAAGAGAAGCUUAAUUGAGGUCAUUGAUGCCAAAUUACACAGUUUGCGUCAAUCUCGCAAUUCUGUCACAAUUUGUAACAAACUGAUAUUUCAUGU